UGUGCUCUGUGUCUGUCUACUCUGCAGAGUACGUUCAACUCGCCCCGAAUACAUGCUCACUGUCUAACGCCGUGACCUAACCAAACGUAACCCUAAUGUUCCUCGUUUAAUGCAUCUCUUUAGCUAAAUCCGGAAGCGAUAGGAAACGUGUGAUUUCGUCGCUAAUGUAAAUGGCUAUUACAUUAAUAACAGUGCGUUAUCUUGGCGCGCGUCUCUCACUGGACGCCUUCACGUCAGCUGGUGCUGUAGAAGUAAUGAAGAGGUGAAUCCACAGUCUACAGUUUUGGGACCUACUUGAGCACCGGCGUCCGAGCAAUUCGCCGAGACAGCGUGUGUUCUCCGUGCUGUUUUGAGUGUCAGUAACUUCUGUGCCGUGUACUGCCAUCAUCUCAUCAUGCAUGGCAAGAAAUGAAUCCUGAUUCAGCGCUCGACUCACACAGAAUCGCGCGCGGAGAGAACUUUGCUUCGCAACUCUUGUGUGGAUACGGCACGCGCCACGGCAGCGCGCGGAGGAUCAACAACUUUCCUCAGAAACAGCGCUAGCGUCCUUCCUAUGUCGCUUCAAACCCGUCCAUGUCACCAAUUAUUGUCGCUCUAAUUGGACGAGAAUGUUUCAGAGACCAUAUCUGCUCAAACUCGGGGGAAACAUCGUUGGUAAGCCUUGAGAAGCGGAUAAUAAAUGACUUUUAUGCACCUCAGACUCGCGUCCUCACCAGGUGGACUGUGAAGAGACAGAAGAGGAAUGUUUAUCCGAAAUUUAUUGCCGCUCAGUUUGGGGUUUUUGCCGUUUUUGUUCAUUCACUGUUUUCUCUCAGUAUUUCUUCCGUUAUUGCAGUUUGCAAAAGGGGAGCUCCAGAAGUCAUGCUCCCGAACCACAGUGGCACCGCUGGAAGGGAGCUGCCAGUUGCCAUGCCAGUGUAGGCCCUACCCACCGUUACCGCCUCCACCCCCUCCUCCACCACCCCCAAGGCUCCUGGCUCCAACUGUGGCUCCCUCCACUGUAACCCCCAUAAUACCCUGGAGGAGAGAGAUGGAGAUCUUAGUACUGGGGACAGUAAGCUGUGCAUCUGUGGUCUUCCUGCUCCUGACUAUCAUCAUUUGCUACAAGGCCAUUAAGAGGAAACCCCUUCGAAAAGAAGAAAACGGCACAAGCCGAGGCGAGUAUGCCAUGAGCUCACGCUGUAAACAGCAGGUAGUGGAAACCAACAACACUGGAGUAUAGUCGCCAUGAUACAGCAAGGCAUGUACAGGUGAACAUUCUGUACCCUACAGCACCACCGUCUCUCUGUUUGGGUUUAUGAGAUGGACGCAAGGUAUAUUACGAAUUUAAGAACUGUAAACCGCAUGACUGCCCUUCUUGGGACAUAGAACGAUGUUUAAAGAAAAGACUAACGUGAACAGGAAAUUACUGACGUGUAUAGGCAAGCAUAAGCGGGUUUUGAGGAGACUUGGAAACUCCUAGCCAUGCUGGCAGCUGCACGAGUAUCACGAGACUUAACCUGGUGGCCCCCCUGGGCCCCCCUUUGAUGACAAUAUACAGCACCAACAACAAAAUAAACGCAUGCACUUUCUGUUGAAUGCAAUGAUGUUUUGGAAUUCCUGUCUUCUCUUGUCUUUAACUCUGUCUCUGCAGUGUCCCUCAUUGAACAUUAAGGGUUCUCUCACCUCGUGUAGGUUGUGUGAGUGUUAAAUGGUUAAACGAGCGCAUUGGCCCCAUUGUUUUGCUACAGUCUGUUAGAGCGUCCAAAUGGAUUGGUUCAUCCUGCACUUGUGUACCAAAUAAAAAAUAGAGAACAAGAAAUGUUUUUCUUAAAAACACCCAGAAAUUGAUUGUGGUUUGUGUUACUAUGCAAUUGGAAAGGAUUGAGUUCUUGGGUGCAUGUUGAUGAUACAAAACCGCAAUGCUAGCAUUAGCAUUGCCAAUAGUUAGCUGAUUAAAAUUUGAUCAUUCCAUAGAUAUGUAUAUGUUUUAAACAGGCUAAAUAUGGCUGAUGUAGCCUACAUGUGAAAAAUAUCAGUUUAUAAAUAAAUGAAAAAGAACAAAAGGGAUGAUUGGUUAGUUUUAGGUAUGUGUCAAUAUUAAAAUGAGUUAUUUCAUGUUAUGGCUGAUAAAUAGCUGAUAUUAAAAUCUAUACUUUUUUGUCUAAAACUGAAAUUUAUAGUUUUUGUGAAGGUCAAAGCAAUGUUUGGAUGCUUGGACAAAAUUAUGUACAGUAUGAAAUAUGGCUAACUAUUAAUUUUGAGAUAAGAAUUGUUUGAGUAGUUCAGAUUUUAAAAGUCAUAACAUGUGAGACGACUUUAACUAUUUUAAUAAUAUAGAAGUUUGGCUUUCUGUGUUAUAUUUAUGUAUUCAUAUUUAUGUAAUGUACACAAUAUGAUGGAUGUCCAGAAUUAGUUUACCUUUCAGUAGCCGGACAUUCCCGUUCAGUUGCUAAUUACAACUGAAACAAUUCUUAAUUUUUUAAAGUGGUCUAUAAUUUUGUACCAAUUAGAUAUAUUGCAAGAAAUAAAAUGGUGAAAUGAAAUUACAUUUUAAAGUUGAAAUGACAUUUAUUAAAACGUUAAAGAACUUAAAGCAAUGAGAAAUACAUUUUACAUUAGUCAUUUCUUCUAACAGAAAUCAGUAAGGUUAAUGUAACAGAAAACAGUGCACUAGUGCAACUUGGAUUUGAUAAUCAUGUCGUCAUUUGUGGUCUGUUGUCCAUCUCGAGUCUUGGGAAUGCUUGCAAAUGAUUCUAGAUUCAUAUCAAGUCUUUUCUUGACCUUUUUUGGCAACUCUUAAAAACUAGGAUGUACUCAUCAUGCUUUUACUAAGAUGGUUUAAAGCUAUUUUUAAAGUGGUUAUACUGUGAUUUCAUGUGGGUUAGUGGAUGCUUCAAAGAUGUAUCAAGGUGAUUCAUCAAACAAGCUUAACCCUAAAUUUAGCUUGUAAUGUCACUCUCAAUCAGACCCUCUCUAAUGUUUAGUUUACUUUUCAUUAGAACUGUAUAUCCAACAUGUAUAAAUAUCUUUUUUUUUUAUAGACAGAAGCUUGGUGUAUUUAGAAAACAGUGAUGCAGUGUUCAUGCAUACAGUAACACUGAACUAUGAAUCAUAAUAUAAAAUCAUAUACAACUGAGCAAUGAUGUUUACAUAAAAUACAAGCUUGUGUAAACAAACAUCCCUCUUCAUAUCCUGUAAAACAUUCUCACACUCUACUGUACAGUCACCCUUCAACCAGAUAUAUGUACUGAAGAUAUAUGUGUAAUAUACUGUACAAAGGAACUCAGAAUUGUAUUGCAUGAAUGUACAUAUCAAUAUUUGCCUUCUUGACAGUCUAUCGUGUGUACAGAGUAAGAGAAACUGUUUAUAGGGAUAAGUAUAAAUCGAUGUGUCGUCAGAACAGAAUAAGUGUUAUUGUUUGUCUGGAACAAGCCAUUAAUGUAUAUUUGAGUAAUCAGAGGUUGUUGCACAAUGUAUGCAUCACAUACCAAAAUGUAAAACUAUUAUAUAUUGUGCAUUGAACUAAUUUAAUUGCAACUUGCUGACUUUUUUUAGUUUUAAAUAAAAUUGUACUACUGAAUCGUA
Molecule: messenger RNA, 3567 nt
Organism: Ctenopharyngodon idella (grass carp)
Lineage: Eukaryota; Metazoa; Chordata; Actinopteri; Cypriniformes; Xenocyprididae
Gene: prima1
Product: proline rich membrane anchor 1
Exons: 4
Coding region: 743-1222 (159 amino acids)
Source: RefSeq, a predicted model, not a curated record